Molecule: messenger RNA, 249 nt
Organism: Theileria equi strain WA
Lineage: Eukaryota; Apicomplexa; Aconoidasida; Piroplasmida; Theileriidae
Product: 40S ribosomal protein S21, putative
Exons: 2
Coding region: 1-249 (82 amino acids)
Biological process (GO): endonucleolytic cleavage to generate mature 3'-end of SSU-rRNA from (SSU-rRNA, 5.8S rRNA, LSU-rRNA); endonucleolytic cleavage in ITS1 to separate SSU-rRNA from 5.8S rRNA and LSU-rRNA from tricistronic rRNA transcript (SSU-rRNA, 5.8S rRNA, LSU-rRNA); translation
Cellular component (GO): ribosome; cytosolic small ribosomal subunit
Molecular function (GO): structural constituent of ribosome
Source: RefSeq, a predicted model, not a curated record
AUGAUUAACGACGAUGGUAAAUUGGUAGAUCUCUACAUUCCUCGCAAAUGUUCUGCCACAAACAGAAUAAUUUCUGCCAAGGACCACGGAGCGGUUCAGAUCAGCAUCGGUAUGGUUGAUGAGAGGGGUGUCUAUAACAAUACAAGUUUUUCGCUCGCACUAAGCCCAGAAGUGCGACAGCGUGGUGAUGCCGAUGAAAUGGUCAACAGGUUGCUUAAAGAGGAAGGAAUAAUGACAAAGAGUACUUAA